UUUUUCUCCCUUUGCUUGCUUCUCUUUAUCUCCUCUACUUCAAGAUGGCAGAUAACAACACCACAACUCAAGACUUUGAUGGUUCCUCUCAGACUACUUCUACUGGUAACAAAUAUGGAGGACUUGCGCCAAAGAAGAAGCCUUUGAUUUCAAAGGAUCAUGAACGUGCUUUCUUUGACUCCGCUGACUGGGCUCUAUGCAAGCAAGGUGCAGGAGUUGAUCAAAAAUCAACAGUGGCUAUAGAAACAUUGCGUCCCAAAUUGCAGAGAACAGCUCAUCAGCAAUUGCCUCCUAGAAGACCUGCUUGUACAUCUUGAUUCACAUGUUGUACCUUCAAAAUGCUGGUUUUGUUAUGUUCUUUAAUUUGAUGGCUAAGUAGAUAUAAUAUGUCACUAUAAAUACAGGUGUGUUGUUUACUAAGUUCUUUUCUUCAAUAUGGGAUUUGGAUGUAAUCACCAAUAAUUCUUUAAGAACUUUUGUUGCUUAAGCAUUUAUAAAUUACUAUUAUU
Solanum verrucosum is the source of this 509-nucleotide messenger RNA. RefSeq lists its product as uncharacterized. The record is from RefSeq and is a predicted model, not a curated record. The transcript is spliced from 6 exons. NCBI's taxonomy places the organism in Eukaryota, Viridiplantae, Streptophyta, Magnoliopsida, Solanales, Solanaceae. Bases 45 to 317 code for a protein of 90 amino acids.